Molecule: messenger RNA, 1642 nt
Organism: Cololabis saira (Pacific saury)
Lineage: Eukaryota; Metazoa; Chordata; Actinopteri; Beloniformes; Belonidae
Gene: yju2
Product: YJU2 splicing factor homolog
Exons: 8
Coding region: 115-1137 (340 amino acids)
Biological process (GO): mRNA splicing, via spliceosome
Cellular component (GO): U2-type catalytic step 1 spliceosome
Source: RefSeq, a predicted model, not a curated record
CAACAAACAAGAACCGAGAGUAAAUACCGCAGCACCGUUCACCGAACAGACGUGUUCAGUACUUUCUCCUGAGAUUUAUAGCUUUUUUUCUUGUUAUUAACAGCAAAAGCCACAAUGUCCGAAAGAAAAGUAUUGAACAAAUAUUACCCUCCGGAUUUCGAUCCAGCUAAAAUCCCCAAACUUAAACUCCCGAAGGAUCGUCAAUAUGUGGUCAGAUUGAUGGCCCCAUUCAAUAUGCGGUGCAAAACAUGCGGCGAGUACAUCUACAAGGGGAAGAAGUUCAAUGCACGCAAAGAGACUGUUCAGAAUGAGCUCUACAUGGGACUGCCGAUCUUCCGCUUUUACAUCAAAUGCACGCGGUGUCUUGCUGAGAUUACAUUUAAGACUGACCCAGAAAACACAGACUAUGCUAUGGAGCACGGUGCAACAAGAAACUUCCAGGCAGAGAAGCUUAUGGAGGAAGAAGAGAAGAGAAUCCAGCAGGACAGGGAAGACGAGGAACUGAACAACCCCAUGAAGGUUUUGGAGAAUCGCACGAAGGAUUCCAAGAUGGAGAUGGAGGUUCUCGAGAACCUCCAGGAACUGAAGGAGCUGAAUCAGCGGCAGGCUCGGGUGGAUUUCGAAGGAAUGAUCCACAAAUACAGAGAGUUGGAAAAGAGAGAGAAGGAAAGGGAAAAAGAAGAGGAUGAGCGUGAAACGCGAGAAAUGUUGGAGCGUUCUCUCGUGAAAAGACUAAGAGACUCGGACUCUGAUUCAGAAAAGGAGGAGGAGAGCAGCCACCACUCGAACAAGUCCAGCGCGGACAAACCAACUGAUAUUCUCACCACUGACAAACCAUCUGAGGGACAGGGGGAAUCAGCUGGAGGAGUAAAGAGAGCGAAGAUGGAGAGCUGGGAAAAAAGUGUUGGGACGCUGGGACGUGGAGGAGCGCUCGGCUCCCUGGUGGUGCGAAAGAAACCAUCAGAGACAGUAAACAAACCAAAUCCAAAGAAGAUCAUUCCUGCUACCACCUCACAGACAGAUUCAAAGGCAUCAACAGCUGAUUCUGCAAAUACUUCUAAGGCUACACAGAAGGCGUCGUCAUCCCUGAGCCUGCUCGGGGCGUAUUCAGACAGCGACAGCAGUGACGACAGUUAAAUGACAAGAAGAUGACUGACACACAGCUGGAGACAUUCUACUGUAGGGAACAUUAUGAUAUGGACCUUUUUUGUGUCACCACAGAGAAACUAAAAUCACAUGUAGACCAGUUUGUGAAUGACUCUGCUGUCAGCUGUCCUGACACAGUAUAUUAAAGUCUAUUACAGCAGAUAACCCAAAAAAUUGUUAUGCUGUUAAUGGAAAUUUAAUGCAGAAAUACUUGUUAAAGUUUGAUUUCCAUUUUUUACAUUCGUCACCCAAGUUUUCCCUGUGUUAAUUGAAAAUACACUAGGAACCACCUCUGCAAAGUAACUCACAGAGGUUUAUAAAAAAAAAUCCCCAAUGUUGAUAUUUCCUGUCGUUUGUGACAUUUUGUUAAAUGGAGAAUUCUGCUAAAUUUCAUGCCGGCUGUGGCAUUGAGGAAAGAGUGGUUUUUAAAAAAACUAAAACAUUAACUUAUGUUGAUAGCUGAACUGUACUGACUUCAUAAUAAAGUAGUGCCCCC